GUUGACCAAUUAAACUUUUGCACAUGCCUUCUUGAAGAGCACGGCCUAGCACUUUUGUCAGUAUAUAAAUGUAUCCACUUGGAUUCUUUGAUGUUGCAUGGACCUUUCUCCACCAAUCAAUCUGUAAAGGCAGAGGAAAAAUGGCUGAAGAACCUUCAAAGUUAUCAGAAGGGUUUCAAGAAUCAUCUGAGGUGAUCACAGUUAGGCCUACUGAAUUAUCUGAUGUAGAUGAUUUGAUGGUAUGGCUUACGGAUGAUCAGGUCAGUCGAUAUUGCAUAUGGGAUACUUACACUUCCAGAGAACAAGCCUUAGAUUACAUCAAGAAUAUUGCUAUUCCUCAUCCAUGGUCAAAAGUGAUAUGUAUAGACAAUCGGGCAAUUGGCGCUAUUUCUGUGACUCCAAAUUCUGGAAAUAGCAAGUGUAGAGCUGAGCUUGGAUAUGUCCUUGGGAAGUAUUACUGGGGUAAAGGAAUCAUGACGAGAGCAGUGAAAACGGUGGCUUCUGCUAUAUUUGAUGAGUGGCCGUAUUUGGAAAGAUUGGAAGCUACAGUUGAUGUCAACAAUAAGGCUUCACAAAGGGUUCUUGAGAAAUCAGGAUUCCAAAGAGAAGGUGUUCUCAGGAAGUACAAGACAGUGAAGGGGUAUUCUAGAGAUGUUGUCAUGUUCAGCUUUCUCUCCACGGAUCGAUCACCAAGUUGACUAGUUUCCUCUGUCUAAUUUCUCAUUCAUUCUGUUGUGUUCCCUUAUUUGAUUUAGAAGGAUUGUAAUUCGAUCUUCUUCUUUUGUGUAUCAAAAGUAUCAUUUUUAGCUUAGAACUAAUUCCAGUUUCCAUAUACUGGAAAAUUAAAGAAAUCAGGAUUUAGUAGAGAUGGUCUUUUCAGGAAGUACAAAACAUGUAAAGGGCCUGCUAGAGAUGUUGUUGUGUUUCAGUUUUCUUUUACAAAUCCUGCGAGUUUUGCACA
Coffea eugenioides is the source of this 961-nucleotide messenger RNA. RefSeq lists its product as uncharacterized. Gene Ontology annotation, molecular function: acyltransferase activity, transferring groups other than amino-acyl groups. The transcript has a single exon. The coding region runs from base 69 to 698 and encodes 209 amino acids. Lineage: Eukaryota; Viridiplantae; Streptophyta; Magnoliopsida; Gentianales; Rubiaceae. The record is from RefSeq and is a predicted model, not a curated record.